This is a messenger RNA of Vespula vulgaris, 5082 nucleotides long. RefSeq lists its product as uncharacterized. The record is from RefSeq and is a predicted model, not a curated record. Gene Ontology annotation, molecular function: protein binding. The transcript is spliced from 10 exons. Gene Ontology annotation, cellular component: cytoplasm; plasma membrane. The coding region runs from base 1241 to 4531 and encodes 1096 amino acids. NCBI's taxonomy places the organism in Eukaryota, Metazoa, Arthropoda, Insecta, Hymenoptera, Vespidae.
GAAAUAGUAAAUGAUUUAUAAUAUUGCAUUGGAAAACGAUAUAAUCUGAUUACGCAAGAAAGAUAUCUAGUCUAAUUAUAACGUUAAUUAUUAUUCGUUAUAAUUGAUCGUAAAAAUGAUAAAUCUUAUCGAGCUUACAAAAUUAUUAUCAAGGUACACAUAUAUGCAUCGAGUACAAUCGUUUUAACAAGAUCUAUGCGCGAAGAAAAUUGUGUGUAGGAUAUAUACGACUUUACGAAGGAUUGUGGUUAAUUCAUAGUGAAGGAUAUAAUAUGUCUAACUGACAAGAAGAAGCCUUGAGAGAUAAGAAUUCGACAAAUUUAUGUCGUAUAUCUUUAAGUUGUUCAUUAGCAUUCUUGGUAAAUAAAAGAUUCCAGGUGAUCGAUGCAUGUUUCAAUUCAAUAUUUCAUUAUGCAAUUUUGCUUAUAACGUUUUUAUAUGAGUACUUAAUGAAUAUUACAAAAUUUAUAUUAAAAACUGAAAUAUAUUUUCAGCAGAAAAAUUCACUUAUAAAAAUUUCAUAAGCUUUUAUGAAAUAUACGUACGUCAAAAAAAUGAUUUAGAUAUCAAUAUGGCGGUCGAGUCUGAGAACGUUUUCACGAAUGCAUACACGUACUCACACUCGUACAUAUAUGUAUGCGUAUCUACAUAGAAGAAAUACAGCGUGCAGCGUCCGCAUGGGAGUUGUGCAAUCGCGACGCGCGUACACGCGACGUAAUACGGAUAUAAUUGUUGAACACGAUUGUAUAAUACGGCUUCGAAUGUGGAUCCAGUCAUUGCCGGAACGUCGUUCCGAUGUCAUGCUCAGUGUUAUUCGUCCCGACAUUUUGUCACAUUCUCAAUCUGUAAAAAUAUUUAGAUCGAAACACGAACUUCGCUAGAGCGUAACCUUCCCAUGAACGGAUUCUCCGAUGUCGAAGAGAAAACAACGUUUGCUACGAGAGAAAAGUUUCACGAAUCUACUCGGAAAUACUUUCUAUAAUUUGUAGGAUACAUAUAUAUCUAUGUGAAGAUUCUUUCCGAGAAAAUUAUUCUAUUUUUUUUUAUUUUUUUUUAUUUCUUUUCUUUUCAUUUUUUUUUAUACAUGAACAAUUUGACGAAGUUAAUUGAAAAACUUUAAAUUGAGUGAAUUUUUGAAGUGAUCAUUGAUAUGAAAAACACUUUGGAAUGGAAGAAAAAAUACUUGUGCAACUUGUUUUUAUCUUCCUCUAUGAGAUAAUUGGAUUUCUUUGAAAUUGAAAUGAACGAAGUGCGUCAUGUCUGGACGAGCUUACGAUCAUCAUCGAAAAGCUCGACUUUAAAUUCUAAUAUGAGUAACGAAGGUAAUCGAGUUUCAACGACGACUUGGUACGAUAUACCAGCACCGAUAAUAAUACAUUGUCGUGAUUUCCGUGAGAACGAAGUUGAGAUGAUUAAUGAGAAAAUGGAAGAUCGAAAGUGUCAAGAAGAUAAUGAGAAACCUAUGUGUGUUUCUUCGAUUGUUUCGAACGACAAAAUUCAUGUCGAAGAAGCUUUGUAUGAAAACAAUAUGAAUAUAGCUAUACAAGAUAACUCGAAAGAUAUUCAGGAUGAAUCGAGAUUAUUGAAGAUUAUCUCUAACGAUUUGAAAACAACCGAAGAAACUUCGUUGGAAGAUAAAAAUAAGAUACACAGUAGUAGCGUUGAAUUAAUGGCAACGACUUUCGUGAAAACCGACGAGCAUGGAAUGCCAACGAUAAGUUUCAGCUUUCUUCAAGGUGAUGAAUUACUCGAAAGGAAUACUCAAGAGAUAGAUGAAAUUUCAAUGGAAGAUAAAAACGAUGUUAUCGAGGAAUCGACUCUGGAUCGAUUAUACGAUUUUCCUAAAAAAUCUUCUAAUAUCAAUAACGAUAACGAAACGACGAAAGACAACGAACGUAAGAUCGAAGAAAAUUCUGAGAAUGUAAUUAGCGAGUUAUAUGAUAAACCAAAAGCAUUGUCGAGUCAAAAAUUAAUCGACGUUACGAAAAAAUCGGAUAACGAUAUAAUUGAUAAGGAGAUUAUUAUCGAAAAAAAAUUUAUUCGUACUGCGAAUAGAUUACAUGGAUCUUCCGUUAGAUCCUUGAAAUUGAGAAAACAUAAGAAGACUUCUGAAAGUGAUACCGGAAUUACUUCAACGUCUGGUUGUUAUUCGGAUCCUGAAUGCUCGAACGAUACUGCGUCUAACGUAUCACGUGGUCGUCUGAGAUCAGAGAAACGUAAGUUGGGUAAGGCUUGGGGUAAAAUGAGGAGUUGGUUAAGAGACGAGAAGAGCAAACUCAGUGAAGUUAUUCAGCGACACGCUCGAAUGCAAAACGUCGGUGCGAUGAUCAGUGACCCUAACGAUGAUCAUGAUUUAUCUUUCAAGGACACCAAGUUGAGCAAGGGCAAGAGAUAUGCUUCUUAUGAUCUAACAAAAGCUCGAACUCAAGAAUUAGGUUCUAUCACGAGAGUCGAAGAGUUUGGUUUCUCUUCGAUAACGAAGGAGACCAAUGACGAUCAUGAUAAUUCAUCGAACGUUAACAGACAUUCGAAUUCAGGCUCACCAAACUCUGAUAGAAUUUUUAUCGAUGAUAUGAAUCCGGAAGAAAACAUGAUCGUAAGCAGAAGGAAUGUAUUCUGUAAGACCGCUAGCUCGGAUGAUAUCCUUGGUAAUGGAAAGAGGAGUUCGCUUCUACCUGUCUCGUUCAGCAUGGACAAACUCUGUUCCGAUACGGAGAACGAUGAGACUUGUAUUGCUAGUACCGAGCUCGAAACGACAAGGGAUCGCGCUGGGAAAGGCGGCAUGAUUAAGAGGAGAAUGUUGGGGUCAAUCAGAGGGUUAAUGGCCUCCACUCAUCUCCUACAGACGACCAACGAUAUUCACGAAGAGGGCGGCCAAAGUGGAUUCGAAGAUAUUCGGAGAUAUGUUAAACAAGGUGGAGAUUUUUGCAAAGAGUUGGCUUCGAUUCUUCAUGAAAGGGCUGAACUGGAAGCUACGUAUGCUAAAGGGCUAAGUAAAUUAAGCAGUAAAUUAACUAAGGCUUGUUCCAAAGAUCAAAGUGGAAACAGCAAUGGAGGUGUGAACGAAGCAUGGAGGUGUGUCGGAGAAGAAAUGGAAGCUGCUGCUGAAGCCCACAGAGUAUGGGGCAUUGCGUUAGGCGAACAAUUAGCAAAACCAUUGAGAGUGGGUGUAGCAGAGGCUCAAGGUCGCUCGAGAAAAUCAAUUGAAAAUUCUGUGGACAAAGCUUUAAAGUCUCUACAGGAAUGGCGUAACAUCGCUUCAAAGACCAAGAAGCAAAGUUUUGCUUGUGCAAGAGAGAACGAAAGGCUGCAGGAUUUGGCAAGACUGCAAUCUAUUAGUCAAAGCCAACAAAAUAAUAAUAAAUCAUCUAAUCAUCAUAUGACAGAAAAAGAAGCGAAUAAAUUAGAAGCUAGGAGACGAAAAGCUGAAGAUUCUUCUCGUAGGGCCGACACAGAAUUUUAUACGGUAAGCGUAAGAGCUGAAAGAGCUAGAUUGGAAUAUGAAAGUACAGUAAAAAAAGGAUCUAAACAAAUGGAACUCCUCGAAGAAGAACGUUUGAGUGCUUUGAAGGAUCUUGCCAAUGUAUAUUUGGCACAUUUGCAGGCACUUGCUCCUCGUUUACAACAAAGUGCUGAUCGUUUAUCGACACCGAUACGAAACUGUAAUGUAUCUCAAGAUGUGGAAAUUUUGAAGAAUCUUAUACGUAGAACGGAAAGUAAUGAUAUAGUCAAUGCAGAACAGCUACUUCCAGAUUUUUAUGCAGAACAUAUAACGUUGGCAAUGAACAGAGAACGACGAAAACAAUCAUUGGUUAGAAUUCUGCAUUUAAUAAGACAAGAUCUAGAAAGAGAAAGGCGAGGAAGGGAAGGAUUGGAAACUUUACAUAGAGCUUUUAUCAAGACACCUGCAUUCGCGGCUGAUGAAAGUACACAAAAUGUUACAGACAAAUUACAUCAUAUGCGUUCUAUGUUACUAUAUUUGGAAGCUGCAAGAUACAAGGUUGGUGGGACAUUAGCAGAAGUUGAAGGUAGCAAAAGGAACAAGCAUCCUCUAGCAGAACACAUAUUAGUUUCUAGAGAUAAACAAGGACUUCAGCAAAGCGUUCUCAAGAUUCCUUCUUGGGCAAGGAAUGAAUCUUUUGAGAUACAAGAUAUUGAUGAUGAAAUAGACGUACAUUUGGUAAAGGGACAUGAAACUGAAAAUCGAGACUGGACAGAUAGGACGGCUGGUGAUGGUAAUUCAGAAAAUCCACCAGAUGAAGAAGAUUUUAGCGAUUUUGAUGAAUUCAGUAGUCAUUCAGAAGAUAACAAUAAUCAAGACGUUGACGUUACGGUUGUAACACCUAAGUCAGAUAGUACGGAACAGUGCAGGGCAAUAUAUCAUUAUGCUGCAAAUCUUAACGACGAAUUAAGUCUGAAUCCUGGUGACUUAAUAACUGUUCAUCAAAAACAGGCAGAUGGCUGGUGGAUAGGUGAAUGCAAAGGACGAACUGGUAUAUUUCCUGCUACAUAUGUCCAAGUAAUACAUUAAAAGAUGUUAUCCAUCACACAAUGUAUUUUGAUGAUUUUUAUUUAUCAAAUACCAAGGAACAAAGUGCCAAUGAUUAAAAAUUAAAACGGCGAUAUAAACGCACAAAAUACGUGAUUAAACCAUAAUUAGCUCAAAAUGUAAAAUUAUAUUAAUGUUACCAACCAUGUUAUAAGAAUAUAACAGGUACUUGUGCAGUAACAAUUCUUAGUGUCCUUAUGCAAUUUGUUUUCUUUACAUUUAUCGCAAUAUAAUUUGAAUGAUUUUAUAGCACUAUGAGCUAACUGGUUAAAUCCUUUGUCAUUAGAAAUUGUAUAUAAAGUAAUAUAAAUGUUGCCAAUUGUAAAUAUUAGUCAAAAUAUAAUUUAAAUGCGAUACGUACAAGUAUGAACGCUAUAUAUAAAUAGAAUUUUUAAGAUAAAAAAUGCAUUUAUUUACGAAAAUAAUAUCUGUAUAUAUGUUAUGACCUUUCCAUUGUUUGUCAUUAUUCAUGAUGCCCGCCCGUAUUAUGGACCCUGCCCAUAACAUAUAUAAUAAAAUUAUGUAUUUCUCUU